Camelus dromedarius (Arabian camel) is the source of this 1895-nucleotide messenger RNA. RefSeq names its product serine incorporator 2 (gene SERINC2). The record is from RefSeq and is a predicted model, not a curated record. Bases 55 to 1443 code for a protein of 462 amino acids. Gene Ontology annotation, cellular component: membrane. Lineage: Eukaryota; Metazoa; Chordata; Mammalia; Artiodactyla; Camelidae. The transcript is spliced from 11 exons.
GAUAUCGAGGCCGAGGGGACAGGAGGCUCAAAGCCAGAGUACAUCGGCGUCCCCAUGGAUGGGAGGAUGAUGAGAAGCAUGAGGCUGAAAGAGGAGGAGACACCGGGACAAGGCUACACAGCGUCCUGCCUCUGCGGCUCUGCCCCCUGCAUCCUGUGCAGCUGCUGCCCCUGCAGUUAUAACUCCACCGUGAGCCGCCUCAUCUUCACGGCCUUCCUCUUCCUGGGGGUGCUGGUGUCCAUCAUCAUGCUGAGUCCUGGCGUGGAGAGUCAGCUCCACAAGCUGCCCUGGGUGUGUGAGAAGGGGGCCGGGUCCUCCAUCAUCCUGCAGGGCCACAUCGACUGUGGCUCUCUGCUCGGCCAUCGCGCCGCCUACCGCAUGUGCUUCGCUAUGGCUGCCUUCUUCUUCAUUUUCUGCCUGCUCAUGAUCUGCGUGCGCAGCAGCCGGGACCCCAGGGCUGCCAUCCAGAAUGGGUUUUGGUUCUUCAAAUUCCUGGUUUUCGUGGGCAUCACUGUGGGCGCCUUCUACAUUCCUGAUGGCUCCUUCUCUAAUGUCUGGUUCUACUUUGGCGUCGUGGGCUCCUUCCUCUUCCUCCUCAUCCAGCUGGUGCUGGUCAUCGACUUUGCACACUCCUGGAACCAGCGGUGGCUGAGCAAGGCCGAGGAGUGCGACUCCCGAGCCUGGUAUGCAGGCCUCUUCUUCUUCACCAUCCUCUUCUAUGCACUGUCGAUCACGGCCGUGGUGCUGCUGUUCAUUUAUUACACCCAGCCUGGCGCCUGCUACGAGGGCAAGGUCUUCAUCAGCCUCAACCUCACUCUCUGUGUCUGCAUCUCCAUAGUCGCCGUCCUGCCCAAGGUCCAGGAUGCCCAGCCCAACUCAGGUCUGCUGCAGGCCUCCGUCAUCACACUCUACACCAUGUUUGUCACCUGGCUGGCCUUAUCCAAUGUCCCUGACCAGAAAUGCAACCCCCACCUGCUGACCCACUUUGGCAACGGGACAAUCCUGGCAGGCCCCGAGGGCUAUGAGACCCAGUGGUGGGACGCACCGAGCAUCGUGGGUCUCAUUGUCUUCAUCCUGUGCACCUUCUUCAUCAGUCUGCGCUCCUCAGACCACCGGCAGGUGAACACCCUGAUGCAGACAGAGGAGUGCUCGCCGGUGCAGGAGGCCACGCAGCAGCAGGUGGUGAUCUCUGAGGGCCGAGCCAUAGACAAUGAGCAGGACAGCGUCACCUACAGCUACUCCUUCUUCCACUUCUGCCUGGUGCUCGCCUCUCUGCACGUCAUGAUGACACUCACCAACUGGUACAGACCCGGUGAGACCCUGAAGAUGAUCAGCACGUGGACCGCCGUGUGGGUGAAGAUCUGUGCCAGCUGGGCGGGGCUGCUCCUCUACCUGUGGACCCUGGUAGCCCCCCUCCUCCUGCCCAACCGCGACUUCAGCUGAGGCAGCCCCUGCAGCUGGCCCACCUGCUGCCUCGGGGCUCAGUGACAGCAGGCUGAGUCCCUGCCCCACCUCCGGGACUUGCCCCUGAGCUGGGCCUUCUGUUCUUAGUGCCUUCAGGGAGGAGGAACGUCAGGUCCAUGCCUGAGCCCCGCCCUCCCACUGCCCCGACCACAGAGCUGCCUCCUCUGUCCCCUAGUCCCCACUAGCCCACACUCACCCUCCUGGGAUAAAAGGGCCCCUUGUUCUAAGGCUCUCCAGGGGAGGGUCCUGACUGAGAGAAACACUGAGAGCCACUCAGAGAGCGGCAGCAUUUAGCAGGAUGGGGUGCCCAGCUCUGAGGCCCGGGUAUUCCAGACUACGGCCCCCAGGGCACCCUGUCCCCUUCCUAGACUUUGUGCCUUACUGAGUCUCUAAGACUCUGCCAAUAAAGAAGCCAGUAUGUGUGCCUCCCA